AUACAUGUUGAGGAAGAUAGUGGUGAUGUUUAGUAUGUGGCAUAUCGAAAGUUAUCGGUUAUCGCCGGUUAUCGCGCAAACUGGUGGGAGAAGGCAGCUGUAGUUUGGGCGGCUGAACUGGACACAAUGUCGGGGGUCCUGUACUGGGUGCGCCUCUUUGCCGGUGGCAUCUGCCUGCCCCUGGUGUUUCCCUACGUGGUGUACAAGCUGUACAGACUCAAGUGGGGCUCGCUCAAGACGGGCUGCCUCCAGGACAAGGUGGUCCUCAUCACCGGAGCCAGCUCGGGACUCGGAGAAGCGCUGGCACACAAGUUCUAUGCGGCAGGCUGCAAGGUCAUCCUGGCGUCUCGACGUGUUGGCGAGCUGGAGAGGGUCAGACAGGAACUGCUGCACUCUGCUCAGCCCUCGAGGCGGCAUGCCCCGGCCGUGGUCCAGCUCGACUUGGCCGACCUGACCAACAUCCCUGACAGGGCAGAGCAGGCGCUGCAGAUCCACGGAAGGGUAGACGUCCUGGUGAACAGCGGCGGCAUCAGCUACCGCGGCGAGGCCAGCGAGACCUCCAUCGAGGUGGACGUCAAGCUGAUGAUGGUCAACUACUUCGGACAUGUUGCCCUCACCAAAGCCGUCCUGCCCAGCAUGCUGGAGGCGAAGGAAGGCUGCAUCGUGGCCAUCAGCAGCGUCCAGGGAAAAGUCGGACUCCCCUUUCGAUCCGCAUACGCCGCGUCGAAGCACGCGACCCAAGCCUUCUUCGACACCCUGCUGUCGGAAGUGGCGCACAAGGACAUCCACGUGUGCGUCGUCUCGCCGGGCUACAUCCGCACCAACCUGUCGGUGAACGCCCUCACCGGCAGCGGCUCCACCUAUGGAGUGAUGGACGAGACAACGGCAACUGGCAUGGCUCCUGAAGAGGUAGCAGACGCAGUCCUGGAGGCGGUGGUCAACCGGAGGACGGACGUGGUGGUGUCGGCCAUGCUGCCUCGCGUCGUCAUGAUGGUCAGGGUGCUGUGGCCCUGGCUCUACUUUGCAGUCAUGAAGAGCCGGGCCAAGAGGCUCAGGCUCCAGCAGCAGCGGACAUCUGCCCAACACAGCAGCUGAAGGUUGCUCAGCCAUGCCGAGGGCAGCCGACACUGCUGAAGGCUGCCCAGGCAUGCUGGGGUGUCGGCGAAGGCUGCCGAGUGUCUCAAGGGUGACCUUCGCUGGCAUCGCUGAAGGCGACGACGUUGCAUUGCAAUGGCGUCCCCGUUUAAAACGAUCAAACCACGGUGCAGUGACUUUGUGUUGCUGAAGACUGCUGAGCACUAAGAACUGUCAGACCAGGCUGUAGAAUGUCUGCAUUGCUGAAGAUCGUAGAAUGCUACUGCAACAUCAUCUUCACUUAGAAAUGUCAGACCGACCUGUAGACUGCAUCGCUGAUGAUUGUGGCACCCUGCUACAACAGCGUCCUUGUUUAGUCUAAUCCAUGGUGCAAUGUGUGUUGUGUCGCUCAAGAUUGCAGUCCUUCUGCACUGUCAUCCUUGUUCAAAACUGUGCGUCAAUGAUACGGCAUUCUUGCAUUGCUAGAAGUUGGGAGUCUUACUGGAGUUAUAUUGCAGACUGAAGAAGGCAGGACUGCAUUACAGUAUUAUGCUACGAUAAGCAAUCAGCGGUGACCUUGGACAUUGCUGUGACCCGUUAGAAUUUGUCAUCAGCAGAGGAACAAGGAAAACCAACAGCAAAGCACCUUCAGGUCGCCAUCAUCAAAAGCGGAAGCAAAAAAUUGCUCGACAAGUCAACUUCACCAGCAGGGCUGAAUGUCGCUGUAAAGAGUUCUAGUUAUGGCAGUGGAUGAGUGCUGAGGAACGUUGCAGCAUGAAAGAAGCUUUUCGCUGAUGCUGCUCUAGGUACAGAAGCUAGUCUCUGUACUUCAACUGGCCAAUGGUAUUUUUGUUCUUUGUAGUUAAUGAUUUUUUUCUAUUUGAUCACACUUUUUGUUUUUGAACUCCGACAGAAUGUGUUUAGAUGGCAGUGAUAACGUUGGGGGUAGUGUGUCCAUGUCACCGAAAAGUUGUGGCAGAGAACUGUGGUGCAACUUUCACUAAUAUAAGGGAGAAGAAAGUUUCCAUCUUAAGGGUGGCUAAAAAAUCUGCUCAGAUAUGUGGACAAUGAUUUGCCAAGGAUUAAGAUCUAGGCAUGUUUAUAGGGCAUUUGGGAGAAAAUGUUAAUUGUUUUUCCCACUGCAAAAAUAAAACAUGUAUCGCCGAACGCUCGGUCGCCAUCCAAAUGGUGUGCUAGGGGUUGGGAUGAAACGGAUGCCAAAGUUUUAGAGCUUGGUGCUAUCCAGAUAAAAAGUUUUAUGAAAUUUCUGGGAGUAUUCAAUGAGAAAAGGGUGCCUGUUCCUGGUAGCUUACGCUAUUUGUCUCCAUGUAUUUGGGGAACUGUUGGCCGCCAUUUUCUCACUAAAUGUUUUCGAGCAUCUCUUAUAUCUUUCGAUUCAGGUGCUGCUAAGUAACCUUGACAUCCACUACCCAGAGACUGAGUGGUCUGCAAUUUGUGCUUUAUUCUUGCAGUUGGAGAAACAUGCAUUAUAUUUCUCUCAAACGUCCUGCGUUUUGCUUAGUAAGAGCUUUCAAGCUCAAGUCUCAUUUAUGGUGCUAAGCAACUUCAUCUAGUGGUAUUCGGUGGUGCCAAAAAAUGUUGCUGAGCCACGAAGAACGGCAAAUACCCAGAGCCGAGGACGUUGUAGCAUAUCACAUAUCUAAUACUGUCCGUCGAUCCUACAUGUAAACAUUCCUAGCAUGCGGACAAAUCUUCCAUUUUUCCUGCAUGCGCACACACAGAGAGAUCACUUUUAUCCCUGGGUGCAGCGGUGUUCAAUUUUUCCUCUGCGUGAGGCUUUUCAUCCCACUUAGAAAUAAAACAACCAGUUCCUGCAUGUACGGCAUCAAAUAA
Ixodes scapularis (black-legged tick) is the source of this 2928-nucleotide messenger RNA. RefSeq names its product dehydrogenase/reductase SDR family protein 7-like. The transcript has 7 exons. Lineage: Eukaryota; Metazoa; Arthropoda; Arachnida; Ixodida; Ixodidae. The record is from RefSeq and is a predicted model, not a curated record. Gene Ontology annotation, cellular component: membrane. Bases 127 to 1095 code for a protein of 322 amino acids.